Messenger RNA from Aspergillus terreus NIH2624, 876 nucleotides. RefSeq names its product WW domain binding protein 11. NCBI's taxonomy places the organism in Eukaryota, Fungi, Ascomycota, Eurotiomycetes, Eurotiales, Aspergillaceae. The coding region runs from base 1 to 876 and encodes 291 amino acids. The record is from RefSeq and is a predicted model, not a curated record. Gene Ontology annotation, biological process: RNA processing. The transcript has a single exon.
AUGCCGAAAGACAAGGAACGCUCCGUGAACCCCGCGCAAGCGCAGCGAAAGCUCGAAAAGCAGAAGAGCUUGAAAAAAGGAAAAGCCGAGGCGCUGGCUCGCCGAAAUGAAAAACUGGCCCGUCGCAAUCCAGACCGCAUCCAACGGCAGAUCAACGACCUCAAAUCAAUAGAGGAAUCUGGUCAGCAGUUACGUCCCCACGACAAGCAAAUCCUCGAGGCGCUGGAGAAGGAUCUGCGCGCCGUACAGAAGGCCCGAGAGGCUUUAGGCGAUAAGGCACCCAAAUUCGGAGGCUCCGAGUCCAGACGCGGGGGCUUUGGUGGACGUGGACGCGGGGACGGUGGCGUGCUGGGGAAGCGGAGGAGAGAUGAGCGUAGUCAUUUCGGCCAGGAGAGCGACAGCAGUGAAACGGAUGAGGAUGUGCGCAGGAUUCCUAUGCCACGGGAUACCCCCCCUCCCAUUCCCCGAGAGUACCAGAGGAGAAGAGGAACAGACCAGGAUGCAGAUCAAGCUCGUACUCGGGGACCUCAUCCACUGCCGGCGAAACCAGCCGUGACAGAGUCUAAGACCGUUUACGAAGCUAAGCCAGAAAUCCGGGAUCUACGAAAAGAAGCCAUCAGCAAGUUUGUCCCAGCUGCGGUCCGGGCCAAGCAGGAGGCCAUUCGAGGCCAAGGAAAGCUGCUGGAACCGGAAGAGAUGGAUAAGUUGGAAAAGGCGGGUUAUCAAGCGAGUCUUUCGGAGGGAGCCGAAACUUCGAAAGAAUCACUCGCUGGCCAGGAUCCUGAAGAACUGCAGAGGCUACAAGAGGAAGAAGAGCGGUUUAACCGGGAGCUACGGUCUGUACAAAUCGAAGAAGUGGAGGAUGAGGAAGCAUGA